UGUAUAUUUUGAGAGCUACAUCCAUCAUCCAUUUCUUGUAAUAAUAUCUUUCACCCUUUUUAUCAACAAUCUUUGGUUGAGUUAUAAGCUCACUUUGAUCUUCCCCCCUCUCUCUAGACUUUAUGGCAUGUUCCCUUGCACAUACAAGUCAAAAGUGGAAUUAUGAAUAAUUAGCUCAAUGAUUAUUACCGAAUGCUAGAAGUUGAAGUGACGAGAAGAAAAACAAUGAGUAGCACACCAAACAUUAUUAUGAAGAAACUCAUGCUAUUUUUGACUUAUGAUAGAGGUUAAGUUAAUUACAUCUUUUUUUCUCUCUAUUUCUUUCUAGUAGUACUUUCAUAUGUUUUAGUGUUUAAGGGGGAUUUCGAAGUGUUUGUACUAGUAAGUAACAAAAGAUCAAUUGAGAAUGGAUGUGGUUAAAGGAAAAGAGAAGAAAGGACUUAUCUCCAAAACAUGGGAACGAUGCAAAUCCUUUCGAGUUGUAGGAGCUAAGAGCUCACUCGGGAUCAAACGAGGCGUUUCAAAGAGAAGCAUAUCAUGGCCUCGAGUAGAUGUAGUCAAAGAAACAACACUUAAUAUUGCACCAAAAGGGUGUUUCUCGGUCUAUGUUGGGCCUGGAAGGCAAAGGUUCGUGAUUAAAGCCGAGCAUGCUAAUCAUCCACUCUUUAAAGCACUUCUUGUAGAAGCCGAGUGCGAAUAUGGGUAUAGAGUCGAGGGACCACUUGAGCUUCCAUGCGAGGUCAAGGAUUUCAUAACGAUUAUGUUAGAAAUCGAUGAUUGUUACAAGAUUAUCAGUCAUCAAGAAUGUAAUUAAUCUUGGCUCUACGGAAGAUUAGUAGGAUUCUAUGAGCAUCUCAAUUCGUGUGAGAUUAUUGUAAACAAAUUAGUAGUUUAUUAAAUUUGCGUAAGCAAAUUUGGUUUGUUUUGUUAGUUUGAUUGAUUGGCACUUUCUACCUUAUUGCAAA
This is a messenger RNA of Erigeron canadensis, 965 nucleotides long. Its product is annotated as indole-3-acetic acid-induced protein ARG7-like. Bases 407 to 814 code for a protein of 135 amino acids. Gene Ontology annotation, biological process: response to auxin. The transcript has a single exon. NCBI's taxonomy places the organism in Eukaryota, Viridiplantae, Streptophyta, Magnoliopsida, Asterales, Asteraceae. The record is from RefSeq and is a predicted model, not a curated record.